AUGUGUCAAUCUUCCUGGCAUGACUUCCUCCUUGGCCUUCCCAAGUGCGAGCACCACGUGCACUUGGAAGGCUGCCUCACCCCCGAGCUGAUCUUCCAACUGGCCGAGAAGAACCAAGUCCAGCUUCCCGACCCCAAGUCUGAACCCGCCUACGAGUCUAUCGAGACUUUGACUAGCAGAUAUGGUCACUUCAGCUCCUUGGACGACUUCCUCCACUUCUACUUCAUCGGCAUGUCCGUGCUCAUCCAGGAAUCCGAUUUCGCCGAUCUGGCCUGGGCCUACUUCAAGAAGGCUCACGCGGACGGCGUGCACCAUGCCGAGGUCUUCUUCGACCCUCAGGUUCACCAGGACCGUGGCAUUCCCUACGAGACCAUCGUGGCCGGCUUCGUCGCCGGCUGCAAGCGCGCCGAGCAGGAGCUCGGUCUCUCCACCCGCCUCAUCCUGUGCUUCGUUCGCCACCUCCCCGUUGAGUCUGCCAAGAAGACCUACCAGAACAUCCUCGACAACAACCACUUCGACACCGAGGUGAUCCACGGCCUCGGCUACUCUUCCUCCGAGGUCGGCCCUCCCAAGGACAUGUUCCGCGAGAUCUACCUGUCCGCAUCGGCCAAGGGCGUUCGUCUUACCGCCCAUGCGGGUGAGGAGGGUGAUCCUACCUACAUCACCGCUGCCCUGGAGAUGGGCGCGACGCGCAUUGACCAUGGCAUCCGGCUCGUCGAGGACCCGGCCCUCAUGGAGCGUGUGGCUCGCGAGAACAUCCUGUUGACCGUCUGCCCUCUGUCGAACGUUCAGCUCAAGUGCGUGAAGACGGUGGCGGAGGUGCCCAUCCGCAAGUUCCUGGAUGCUGGUGUCAAGUUCUCGCUCAACAGCGAUGACCCGGCUUACUUCGGUGGUUAUAUCCUGGACAACUACUGCGCUGUCCACGAGGCGUUCAACCUUUCCGUGAAUGAGUGGAAGACAAUUGCCGUCAACAGUGUCACCGAGAGCUGGAUCGGUGAGGACCGCAAGCAGGAACUGCUGCAGCGGAUCGAUGCCCACGUCGAGAAGUUCGCUAUUCUGGCUUAG
Molecule: messenger RNA, 1065 nt
Organism: Aspergillus aculeatus ATCC 16872
Lineage: Eukaryota; Fungi; Ascomycota; Eurotiomycetes; Eurotiales; Aspergillaceae
Gene: aah1
Product: adenosine deaminase
Exons: 1
Coding region: 1-1065 (354 amino acids)
Biological process (GO): hypoxanthine salvage; adenine catabolic process; purine ribonucleoside monophosphate biosynthetic process
Cellular component (GO): nucleus; cytosol
Molecular function (GO): adenine deaminase activity
Source: RefSeq, a predicted model, not a curated record